AGAAUUGAUAGCAACUGUACACAAAGUCACAGAACCUCUUUCUCAGAGAGACCCCCACUUAAAACCAUCUCACCUUUUUCUCUCUUUCUGUCUGAAAACUUUCUAUGUGCAUCCAAAAGAAUGAACUUGUAAGUUUGAAACAGCAAAGACUUUGAGAGGAGAAGUAGAGAGCUAUCUUCCCAAAUCCUAAACCUAAUCCUAAUCCUGUCUACCUCUCAACUACAUAGUCAGCCCCCAACAGCUUCGCUUCUCUUUCUUGUGGCAAUCACCUUUUGCUGCAUGCAACUUCAUUUUGGAGACUGGAGAAAAAGAUAAUCGGAUGUUGGUAAGCAGUAACUUUCAAUACUUGUCGGCUGCCUGAGAAAGGAUGCCAAACCAGCUAUGGUUUGCACUGCUAAUGAUUUGUCAGCAUGGAAGGAUUUCCCAAAGGGUCUCAGGGUCCUUCUUCUUGAUGAGGACAGCAAUUCUGCUGCCGAGAUAAGAUCAAAGCUUGAAGCUAUGGACUAUAUUGUUUAUACCUUCUGCAAUGAAAAUGAAGCUCUGUCGGCAGUUUCAAGUAGGCCUGAAAGCUUCCAUGUAGCCAUUGUAGAGGUUAAUACAAACAAUAACAAUGGGAGUUUCAAGUUUCUUGAAACUGCUAAGGACUUGCCUACCAUUAUGACUUCAAACAUUCAUUGUAUCAGCACCAUGAUGAAGUGCAUAGCGCUUGGUGCAGUUGAGUUUCUUAGGAAACCACUCUCCGAGGAUAAACUAAGAAAUAUAUGGCAGCACGUGGUUCAUAAGGCAUUCAAUGCAGGGGGGAAGGACCUUUCUGAAUCACUAAAGCCUGCUAAAGAAUCUGUGGUUUCUAUGUUGCAUCUACAAAUGGAAAAUGGAAUUCCUAUGAAUGAAGACUCAGACAAAAUAGAAGAUGCAUCUUUGGUUUAUGAAAUUGACCGUCAACCAUCACCAGGAAGUGAUAAGUACCCAGCUCCAUCAACUCCACAAUUGAAACAGGGAGAACGAUUGUUAGAUGAUGGGGAUUGCCCAGAACAUACCAAUUGCUCAACAGAAAAAGAGAGUGGGGAGCAGGAUGGAGAAUCUAAAUCUGUCGAAACUACCAGUGGCAAUGCAAUUGCUGAAGUAACUGCACCUGUUGGCCAACCUCAGGGAUCAAGGGAGACUGAGGUAAAAGAGGUGGCCGACUUAGUUGAUGGUAACAAGGGUGAGAGUACUGUGCACUCUCACCCCAAAAACAGAGUAAAUAGGAAAGAUUCUCAAGCUGGUGCUGAAAAGCCAAGUACAGUUUCUGGUCUUCAUAGUUCAUGUCUGAAUAAAGCUAAUCGAAAAAAAUUGAAGGUAGACUGGACACCUGAAUUGCAUAAGCAAUUCGUCCAGGCAGUGGACCAACUGGGUGUGGAUCAAGCCAUCCCUUCUCGAAUACUAGAGCUGAUGAAAGUAGAAGGCUUGACAAGGCAUAAUGUGGCAAGUCAUCUACAGAAAUAUCGAAUGCAUAGGAGACACAUUUUGCCUAAGGAGGAUGAUCGAAGAUGGCCACAAAGAGAUCAAACACAAAGAAGUUGUUAUCCACAUAAACCGAUCAUGGCCUUCCCUCCUUAUCACUCUAAUCAUGUUGUCCCGGUUGGUCCUCUCUAUCCCAUGUGGGGAGCACCUCCUCAUCCAGCCAACAUCCAGAUGUGGGGCUCACCAGGUUACCCACCAUGGCAACCAGCUGAAAGUUGGCAUUGGAAGCCCUAUCCAGGGUUUCAGGCUGAUGCAUGGGGUUGCCCUGUUAUGCCCCCUCCUCCCGGAUAUUGUUCUGCAUUCACUCAAAAUGCAUCCGGGUUUCAUUGUUCUAGCACCAUGGAUAACAGAAGUGGCAUGCCUCAAAACUCUGUUGAACAUCAGCCGGCAGAGGAGGUUAUUGACAACGUAGUGAAAGAAGCAAUAAACAAGCCAUGGUUACCAUUGCCCUUAGGCCUCAAGCCUCCUUCUACUGAAGGUGUGCUAGCUGAGCUCUCUAGACAAGGCAUCUCCGCCGUCCCUCCUCACGUCAACGGCUCUAAUUCCUGAUGACGUGGCACCAGAUCACCAGGCCCCACCUUCAUGCAUCCAGAUUUUUAUGUCACAGGCUCGGACAGCCCCACCUUUGCUGCACUUCCCAAAUCAAGCCACCAACCCCAAAGAAAACAAAGAACAUUUGACGGUACGCGCCUUUGGAGCGCGUGGUUCAAGGUUUAUAUGUUGCUGACAUCAUGCACACGACGACACAGAAAACGAAAAAAGGGUCAAAAAUCUGAUCCAAUGUAGAGCCACAGGGAAAAGAUUAAAUACGGUCGCUUUCUAGGUAGACAAAACGGACGGAUUAGGAACGGCCACGUAGAUGCGAUUUCCACCCCAUUUGAGAUAUGUGGUUGUAAAUAGUUUUCUAACACGAGACAUGACAUGAACAGUUGUUGUUGUCGGGGGCCCUUUUGUUUGUUUUUGGUUCAUGGGACAUUUUUUUUUUGCUCAGGUGGGGCCUACUGGGAAAUGCUGUACAAUGUAAUAUGGAAAGUUGGAGAAGGGUGAUCUGUCAUCUUUGUGAAUAAAGUUUGACACGAAAGCUUAAUUGGAUGCUGACUUUAUCUCA
This is a messenger RNA of Theobroma cacao (cacao), 2611 nucleotides long. RefSeq names its product CheY-like two-component responsive regulator family protein (gene APRR2). The record is from RefSeq and is a predicted model, not a curated record. Lineage: Eukaryota; Viridiplantae; Streptophyta; Magnoliopsida; Malvales; Malvaceae. Gene Ontology annotation, biological process: phosphorelay signal transduction system; positive regulation of DNA-templated transcription. Gene Ontology annotation, cellular component: nucleus. Gene Ontology annotation, molecular function: transcription cis-regulatory region binding; DNA-binding transcription factor activity.